AUGUGGAAAUCUGCCCUCCCAACCUUCGUGGCCGACCUCCCCCUCCUGCAGACCGGCCGCUGCCUAAGCUGCCAAUUCCGCAACCCAGCAACUCUCUCCCAGCUACGGACCAAACCCUUUUCUCUACGCCAAUAUUCCAGCAAAACUGAUAAGCCCAUUGAGACCAAAGAUCCCGCCCCGGUGAAACGAAACUUACGAAACGAGGGAAGCCGCCUAUCGACUGCUAUCGACUUCAAACAGAACCAGUCCUCCAAGGAUGGACCUCAACCCGGCGACGCAGACUUCGUUCCUCCGAGCCUGGACCGGCCUAUCGGUAGCCCACAAGCACCAUUAGAAGGACAGAACACAGGUAUUGACACGCGCUCGCUGCGCCAGCGGCGCGACGACUUUACGAACUAUGACCGGCACAUUAAGCGGCGCAAGGAAUUGACAAAACAAGUCGCCAAGCCGUAUUUCCGGGAAUGGUCCAAUCUCCGCUUCGCCGAGGGCAAGACCUUCGUCUCGAACCCACGGCUGUUCAAAGCCGAGAAAGCCCUUUACUUCCCGAAUAUGCACGGCAUAACGCUAGCAUCGCCCAAGGAUCCACAGAACACGACAACGCAGCUGCGCGGCAGCAUCUCCGUCGUAAACUUGUUCUCUAGUAUGUGGGCUGAGAGCCAGGUUGCGACUUUUACGGGGCCGAAGCAGAAUCCGGGACUUGUGGAGGCGUUGGCCAGCGGUGGAAGACUUGUGCAGAGGAUCGAUAUCAAUCUCGAGGAGAACCGGUUGAAGGCGUUUCUGAUUAAGACGUUCAUGUGGCGGAUGCGGCAGAAAUUGCCUGCAGCGCAACAUUCACGCUACUUCCUUGUGCAGAAGGGUUUCGAUCAGGCGCUCAAGGAGACCAUUGGAAUGAUGAAUUCCAAGGUCGGUUAUGUCUACCUGGUUGAUUCGGAGUGUCGCAUCCGUUGGGCGGGGAGUGGACCAGCUGAAGAGUCUGAGUUGCAGGGGCUUAAUACUGGUUUGCGGAAGCUUAUCGAGGAGAAGAAGGCCGCCCUCCGAGCACAGGACCCGUCUCGCAAGUACUAA
Messenger RNA from Penicillium vulpinum, 1065 nucleotides. RefSeq names its product mitochondrial ATPase complex subunit ATP10. Gene Ontology annotation, biological process: mitochondrial proton-transporting ATP synthase complex assembly. The record is from RefSeq and is a predicted model, not a curated record. Bases 1 to 1065 code for a protein of 354 amino acids. NCBI's taxonomy places the organism in Eukaryota, Fungi, Ascomycota, Eurotiomycetes, Eurotiales, Aspergillaceae. The transcript is spliced from 2 exons. Gene Ontology annotation, cellular component: mitochondrial inner membrane.